Lasiosphaeria miniovina is the source of this 2232-nucleotide messenger RNA. RefSeq names its product ankyrin repeat-containing domain protein. Bases 1 to 2232 code for a protein of 743 amino acids. The transcript has 4 exons. Gene Ontology annotation, molecular function: protein binding. The record is from RefSeq and is a predicted model, not a curated record. Lineage: Eukaryota; Fungi; Ascomycota; Sordariomycetes; Sordariales; Lasiosphaeriaceae.
AUGAUCAAACUGGGGCUUUGGGACGCCGAGUCCGGGAACGUGCGCGCCCUCGACCGACGUCGAAUCAGCGAGUCUCGAAUUUUCAAUGUUGGAACUGGCCACGUCAUGGAUCCGUUAUCCAUCUGCGCAAGCGUGGCUGCCCUGAUCGGCAUCACCGAGUCUGCGGGGGCUGGACUGGGCCGACUCUGGGAGCUUCGACAGGCCCCCACCCACCUCCAGGCACUCCAAAACGAGGUGACCGACUUCCGUGCCAUCCUCACCUUUGUCCGAGACGCGCUCGAGGACCUUCGCGACGCACGCCCGAGCGCUGACCUAGCCGUCAUCAACUCGGCCGUCAACCGCGGCGCCAGCGUCGUUCGCGAGCUGCAGGACCUCAUCGAGACGAGGUUGACCAGGCCAGAACCCAGCAAUGGGAUCCCCAAUGUCCGCCAUCGAGGCUUCCUACGGCAGCAGAGAAUCCAGCGCAUGUGCGAGUCUCUGCGCGACGCUCGCACACAUCUGGGAACCGCUCUGACCGCCGCCAACUACUUGCAGCUGCGGCACUCCAUGCCGCGGUUCCAUCUCGCUGUCCAGUCCAUCACACUCGUUGACGGCCCACAGGCACAGGAGACUUCGACGGCAGACGGACGCCCCGUCGAGCAACAGUUCGGCCAUUUUGAGUCAGGCGCCAUCUGCCAGGCCACUGAAAAGAUCACCAGCCACUCCCAAGAUAUACUGCGGCGGCAAAAGAUGGCCGGCUUCGAAUUCGAGUCUGAAUACAAAAGCAGCAGCGCCACGGCGGUGCGGAUCGAGGCGACGCCCGCGAACCGGCGGUGCGAGCCGUUCUGCGCGUGCCAGUGCCACAUCAUGCUGGCGGGCCAGACGCCGCGGUGGCUGCAGGCCGUGUUCGGCGCGCUGUUCUACCAGUUCACGGGCACGCCGCUGCUGUACCGGCGGCCGUGCAACUCGCCGCGCUGCCUGCCGCGCGGCGGCUCGUUCCGCUUCGAGUACCUGUUCCCCACCUCCAUCCUGCCGCUGAUCCUGCGCGUCACCGGCACCUGGAACCAUCUCGGCGGUCUCGGCGGCUCCUGGACCUUGCGCAUCCCCGACCACGUGCCCAUCACCAUGCAGGCCGUCUUCAACAUGAUCCACCAGGCCGCCAGCCCGCAGAGCGUCGCCAGGUAUCUCGACACGAACGGGAUCUCGGCGCGCGCCAUCGAUCCCGGAACCACCGCCCAAGUCGUCUGGACGUUCCUCCUCGGCUCGCCCGCGGACCGCGACAACUUCUCGCCCCUGCGGCAGGCCCUCGAAGACUCGGACAGCCUCAACACGAUGGGCUUCAGCCUGCUGCACAAGAUCGUCACCGGACUGAGCACCGUGGACCUGGAGCUCGCACUCCAGCUACACCCGGAACUCGUCAACGCGCGCGACUCUGGCGGCGAGACCCCGCUGCACUGGGCGUUCCGCGCGACCGACGUCGCGCGCACGUCUCUGCUCCUGCAGCACGGCGCAGACCCCAACGCGCGCGGCCACCGCGGCCGCGCCGCGCUGCACACCAUCGGCCCCAGCAGCGCGUUCGUGCCGUGCAUCGACGCGCUGGCCGCGGCCGGCGCCGACGUCAACGCCAUCCCCGGGGACGUGCCGACGCCCGAAACGCCGUCGCCGCUUGUUGUCACUAUCAUGUACGGCAACCUCGACGCGGCGCUGGCGCUGCUGCGCGCCGGCGCGGACCCGAACCACCCCGGCGCCGCGCCGCUGGUGUGGGCCGCGUGGCUGCGCGGGCUGGAUUUCGUCAGGGCGAUCGUGGGCGCCGGCGCGGAGCUGGAUAGAGUGGACGACGGGUAUACGGCCGUCAUGCUGGCCGUGCAGGGCGAUAACCUGCCGUGCGUGCGGUUCCUGGUUGAGCGCGGUGCGCGGCUGGACAUCGUGUCGCAGCAGAGCGGGUGCUCCGUGGUGGUGCUCGCGGUCAAGUAUGCGGGCGUGCCGGUGAUUAGGGCCCUGGCGGAAGCUAAGAUCCGCGGGUUGCCGGUGGACGAGGAGAGUGUUGAGAGGUACUGGCAAUUGUUUGACGAGCAGCGCGGGCUGAACGUUGUUGGGCAGCGGGAUGAGAAGGAGGAGCGAGAAGCUGUGGUGGAGCUACUGGCGAGCUUGAGGCCGGAGGAGGGUGAAUGUGGGAACGGUGGUGUGGGGGACGGGGAAGUGGAACAGAUCACCCGGGCCAUGCCGGGAGCUUGGCCGCUCGAGAGCCGGUAG